CCAACGUUAGCUUUAAACAGCUGUUUGAAUGAUGCAAGCCUUCCGUGUGUACGUGCAUUUAUCAAGGUUUUAUUGCUGUAUUUAGUGUAAGUCAUAAUGGCCGGGGACGCAUCAAAGAUAUUACAGGUAGCUGUGAUUGGAGCCGGGGCAGCCGGACUGUGCGCCGCAAGACAUUUAGCGAGUAAACCACAUCUCUUUCAACCGCAUGUAUUUGAAAAAGAAGAGCAAGUCGGCGGUACAUGGAUUUACACUGAAGAUGUAGAAAAAAAUAAAUAUGGAUUCACUGUCCAUUCCAGUAUGUACAAGAAUCUGAAAACCAACUUACCAAAGGAAGUGAUGGCAUUUCCUGAUUUUCCCUUUGACAAGACACUCCCAUCAUUUCUCACCCACCAACAAGUUCUGCAAUACUUGAAAGAUUAUGCACAACAUUUUGAUCUCAACAAAUUCAUUAAGUUCAAAACGUGCGUUGACCAUAUCAAACCAGUUAUUACUAGUUCUAAAGAAAACCAAGUAAUAUGGGAUGUUGGUUUCCGUGGCAUUGAACAGUCUAGUGAUGAUAUUGAGACUCAACAGUUUGAUGCAGUCAUUGUUUGCAAUGGACACUACGCUGAACCCCAAAUUCCAAACAUCCAAGGAAUGAGUAGUUUCCAUGGCAACAUUGUACACAGUCAUCACUACCGGCAUCCAGAAGAUUACAAAGACAAGAACAUUGUAUUACUUGGAGCUGGUGCAUCAGGAAUUGAUGUGGCACUUGAUAUUGCGCCUUGUGCAAGGCGAGUGAUUUUAAGCCACAACAAGAAUCCGCUAGUUUCUGCUCUACCAGAAAAUAUGAGCCAAGCACCGGGAAUAAAAUACUUAAAAGAUAACAAAGUUAUUUUUAAAAAUGAUCAAGAAGAAGAAAUUGAUGUCUUAAUGCUUUGUACUGGUUACAAAUAUUCUUUUCCCUUUUUAUCCCCCGAGUGUAAUGUACAAGUGAUUGACUCUCGAGUGACAUCACUAUACAAACAUGCAAUACACACACAGUUUCCAUAUCUGUCUUUUAUAGGAAUAUGUAGUGUGAUAUGUCCAUUUCCACAAUUUGAUUGUCAGGCCUUAUUCAUAAUGUCUAUUCUAGACGGCUCACAGCAACUACCAAGUCGUCAUGAGAUGGAAAAAGAUAUAGAAAAAGAUUACAAUUGGAGACUGAAUGAUUUGCAGUUUCCAAAUCGCUACGCUCAUCGUAUGUCAAACAUGCAGUGGGACUAUAAUGACCAACUUUGCAUGAUGGCCAAGGUGAAACCAAUAUCUAGGGUGGUGCCAUCAAUAUAUGAUGCUGUACAUCACCACAGAGUUAAUCAUCUAAUGGGUUACAAAACUGACGAGUAUGAAAUAACAGGACCUGAUACAUGGAGAAAGAUUGAACCAAAUAAGUAA
Molecule: messenger RNA, 1413 nt
Organism: Saccoglossus kowalevskii
Lineage: Eukaryota; Metazoa; Hemichordata; Enteropneusta; Harrimaniidae
Molecular function (GO): NADP binding; flavin adenine dinucleotide binding; N,N-dimethylaniline monooxygenase activity
Source: RefSeq, a predicted model, not a curated record